This is a messenger RNA of Xyrichtys novacula (pearly razorfish), 9299 nucleotides long. NCBI's taxonomy places the organism in Eukaryota, Metazoa, Chordata, Actinopteri, Labriformes, Labridae. The record is from the annotation of a GenBank genome assembly.
GACGGACAUUUGUCGGUAGCGGCAGACGGCAGCAUACCGGGCCAGUGAAUCACAUGUCUGCACCGUCCCCGUUAUCCGCUGGUAUAAAUACGAGCAGCAGAGAGGCUGAAGCAGCUUCAGACGGUCUGGAGUCUCAGGAAACAAACAGAGGUAAGUCCGAGGGGCUUUCAUCCUUUAUUUUGGAGAGACUUUGCUGCUCAGUGAUGCUUAGACUAAAACUGUCUCUUUAUGCAGGCUUACAGCUGUCUUUUAUGAUAGAUUACAGGAGAGCAGAGGGGAAACAAAAUCUUAUUUUCCAGGAUUUACUUAUGAAAUGUCAGAUAUUAAAAUUUAAUAGGUUUUAUUUUAUUAUUUUUCUCAGUCACAUGGGUUGUUAUUUUUUACAUGCAAAAUAAAACUAUAUAGAUGUUGUUAGUGCCUACUCAUGGGUGUGACCUCCAUCUUUGGAGGAAAACAACUGGAUUAGGGUGGAUGACAUCAUUUUGAGGUUAGUUUACUGUUAAACACUGUGAGCACACCCAGCUACAAUAUUAACCACAAAUUGUGAGAAGAAACCUGCAAUUUGAUGAUGGUCUGUUGUUGACGCAGCUUAGUAAACUCUAAAAUUAGAGUGGGCUAUCAUGCAGGGUGGAUUUUUACUGAAAAUUGAGGAGCAUUCACUUUAAAAAUUGAAUAAUCCUCCUGAUGUUUUCACUGCAGAAUAGCUAGAGCUGACCCUAAUAUCUUCAACCUUAUGACAAGUGAAUCCUGUGAGUUCAGAAAUCCCCAAACACUUAAAAUGAGGCCACAUGUGCAAGUGUCCCAUUUAUUUCAAAUGUAGCUCUGAUGAUCCAGAUUACAUUAAUUGUUCUUUCUUCUUCUGGGACGAGGGGAGUUGUUUUCUGCAGGAUUAAGAGUUUUACACUGAAGAUGUGAAAAACAAAACAAAACAGAUGGAUCAGCAGAAAUAAUAUGAGCUGAGAAAACACGUAUGAGUAAAUAAAAAAGAGUUAAAUGAAAAAACUGAUAAUAAAUCAAAGACAGCCCAAAUAAACAAUACAGUAUGAAUUAUAUAGUAAAUCAGACUUAAUUUAACUCAUAAAAUAGGCGAUAGCUGCAUCUAACAUUUAUCAUCAUUAUGGAUAAUUGUCAUUAAAUGCUAAGUUUUGCUGAGAAGACUGCACUGAAAAUCUCAGACACAAAUUGGUCACAAGUCAGUAUGACCAAAAGUUGUUGUGACGAGAAAAGCAUGUCUGAAAAUUAUCCAUUUGGCAUUUUGAUUUCAUUGUUUGAUCAAUCUUCCAUCUGUUCACAUGGAGGGGGCAGGCUUUAUGACCUCUAAAUGCAUUGGCUUUAAUUCAGAGGGGAGUGGUCGGGCUCUCUGUCUUCUGAUACAAGUUAUGAUAGGGUAUAGCCCCUUAUGGAACCAGAACCAAAUGAACCAAAGCAGAGUUGGGUACAUUUUUCACAUUUUUCCUUGACUAUCCAUUUUCUGUGAACUUUAAAUAUAUUUCAUGUGCAUAGUAUGUAAAUGCAAUGCUGUAAAGUAAGUAAGUAAAAAUAGAGUACAACAAGAGUGUAAUAGUUAUACAAUAAUAUUAUAUAAGCACAAGUAUUUGAAAGUAAACUUCUCAUGAUACAAAAUUAUUAUGAUGCAAUAACAUGUUUGAUAAAUAUGAAUUUGACAUGUGUUUUUAAUUGUACAGUUUGAUCCGUGCUCCAUCUGUUUACAUGGAAGGGACAAAUUGUAUGACCACAACCAGACAGCAGGGGCAGCUCUGGCUUUCCUGGCUUGGCUUUGUUUCAGGUGGAGUUGUCACAGUCUGUGAUAAGGCUGUGCUGUCAUGUGGACACAGACCCUUAUUAUUAUUAGAAAGGGGGAAAAACAGGCUAAUAUUUCCUUUUGGAAUCAGAGCCUAAAAAAACAAAACAUACAUAAACACAUACUAAAAAGAAAUCACAAUGCAGCAAUACAUGAUAAAGGUACUACAAUAACUGUGAAAUAGUUGUGCAUUGUUUUGACUCCCAACGUCCAAUAAUGGUUUGAUUUUCCUAAGAAACCAUAAACAGCAUAAACAGCAUAGUGGACAAAUAUUUGCUGAACUGGGAUCAAACUAGAGUUACUGGACAGCCUUGGAGGCCACAUCUGGACUGGGCAGUCCCUUUGCAUUCUUGUCAUUGUGUAACCCUGCAGGAUCCCUGCAGCUGCUGUUCAGCAAAUAACACUGUAAAUUAUUCCUCCUUCUGCCAUCUUUCCUUGCCUUUGUUUAACUUUCUCUGUUCAACCCUCUUUAUUUUGUCCAUGUUUCCCUCUCCUCUUGUUUCUUCCUCUCUCCACACAUUAUAGUUGACUCAGUCUCUUUUUCCCACAUGAAAAAAAAGGUUCAUGGUUCCUGUUUACAAACCUUCCAGUAAAACACAGGAUGCAAUUAAGCCAGUGCUUUAUUGCGAAAUGACCUUGUUGUGUAAGCAGUUGCAGUUUGCUGCAGUGUAGGUGUUGAACUUGUGAGCUCAUAUAUAUAGAGAGGAGAAAGUGGGACAUUUCCUCUGCCCUCAGGUGGGCGUCCUGUCCUGCCGGGUUUGAGAGAGAUGGUGACAUUUUGUUCAGAGGAGAAAUUCAAAGACAUCCAUAGUUUCUUUGGCAUACACUGUGCUGAAUAAUAGUACCCACACUAGAUUUAAAACCAGACUUAAAUCCUGAGAGAGAUCCAAGACCUCCUAAGAUACCAAUUUGAAUGUGACUUGUUCAUAAACCGAAUCAGUACUGAAAAUCUGAAAGUAACGGUUUUAAGCUUCAGUUCAAAUAUGAUAUAAAAACCAUCCUGGAUCGUGUCUGUUGCUUGUUUUUUGAGUUCAGGAGAUGGUGGGCAGGUGAGAAAUCAACUAUCACUCUCAAAUAUCUGAAAAAAAUUACACAAGAGCGUUUUGGGUGUCAUGAUAUAUUAUGUCAGAUUGUCAGAAAAAUUGCACUAAAACUGUUAUGGUGUCAUCUUUUGCCUCAAAGAUGGAAUUUUUUUAAAUCGUGUGUUUGUAAUUUUAGAUGCUUCUGCAGCCAGCUCCAAGAGGACACUUGGAGAACUGCAGUUUUGGUUUUUAGCGCUUCUUUCUUGACUUAAUUUUCUAAUACCAGAGGUUACUGCUCGGUACGGAGAACCCCAAUCAGUAAAAACCAACAAAAUAUGGUGGCAUGCGCUGAAAAAUCGUCAUUCAGUCGUUCAAUUGUUUUAAGCUCUUCUCAAUCAUUGGAUCAUCAUGAAUAGUCCAUCCUCAAUCAGACUGCUUUGACUGGAUGCUAACUGUGCCGCACACUUUUGAUGGCGCAAAACUAACACUGGCCUGUUUAUUCUUCUGGUUCCAAGGCUACUUACAGUACAUUUUUGAGAUGUUUGUUCAGAUGCUCCUCUGCUCACAUGACCUUAUAACCCAUCAUUAUAAAGAAACAAGACCUGGCUGAGGUGAGGGGCGCUCUCAUGCUGUUGUAGCAGCUAAAUGAAAGCAAAUCCCUGCAGCCAGGUUCCAAAAUUGUGGUGCAAAGCCUGACAGCAGAGGGGUGGAGGCUUCAUUAGCAGCAGAUCAGUGGUGCCAAUAGCUUGGAAAUUUCCACAACCAUGGUCAGUGAAUAGAUGCAAUUGGUGCCUGUAUGCUUGGUAAGCAUGCUCAAAUGCUUUUGGACUUGAUGUAUUCAGUAUUUUCUCCUUUAUCCUACAAUAUAAAGCAUAAGCUCUUAGAAAUACUGAUAAAAUGACGUCGUUACUCUCGGCAAGAUCCAGCAGAUUGCUGUUCUUGGGUUGUAUUGGUUUGUCUUCAGAGGAGGAUUGCGUGUGACUGCAGAAAUGAUGAAGAGUGAAAGAGUUUUUUUAGUCACCUGGGAAAAGCUGCAGCCCACUCCAUCCGCCUGCUUCCUUUCUCUUUCUGUCUUUAUCUUGUGGGUCAGAGUGGAAAAGCACAAUCAGGAGGAGCUGCACUCACUCUGAAGAAGCUAUCACUGUUAAAAAUUCAGGCAGCUGACAAAGCAAACGUCAGAGUUAAAAAGAGUAAACGCAGAAAGAGCCUGCUGCUCUCUCUUUACUUUGUUUCAAAAGGUCACAGGCAUGGUAAAACUGAUCUGGGGUCAGUCUUGAGGAAAGUCAUUUGUUGUGCUUAGUGAAUGACACUAGAGAUGGGGAGAAGAAUCCAUUCUGCAGGCAGGAGCUUGAAUUAUUGAUCAGUGUCAAUGCAUGCAGGUAUUUUUAUAUUAUGCUGUGUAAGGGUGGGAUACUGCUGAGCAAGCCUGGCCAAUUUUUACUGCGUAGCUCUAAGUCUGGAUUCCUCACAGCAUCUAUCCCCCUCUAGUGGACAAACGAGGGCAUUACAACAACACAACAGCAAAGUUGACAUUUCUCAGAUUUUUUCUUUUAUUUCCAGGAAUAUUUUUUCAUCAUUGCCUGCUGGCCCUGCUUUGAGAGUCAGAGAGGAUGUUAAUGAUGAUGAUGAUGAUGAAGAAGAAGGGCUCCAAGUCUCUGGCUUUAUUCGCUCUCCUUCUGGCCUCAGCCAACUGUGUCCUUCCUCCAACUAAGGAUGAUCUCACCCGUAAGAUACACUUCAACAAAUAUCCCACAGAUGAGGAAGAUUUGCUUUCUUUAGAAAUAAGGAUGUAACUGCACACUUAAAGCAGAUAUGUGGUCUGUUUGUCUCUGCAGAGAUCUCCCUCCAGGGCGAGCAGUACCUGGAUAAGCAGAUUGAAAACGCUGUAAAUGGCGUGAAAGAGAUGAAGACGGUGAUGCAGAAAUCUUCUGAGGAGCACCAAAGGUUUGUGGAUGCACUGAAGAAGACCAAGGAGCAGAAAGAGGUAAAACUAGAGAAGGGCCUCAGCUCUAAAGCUUGUAUUAACCAGAAAAUCACGUGCAGCUGAUAUCUUGAGGGGCUCUGAAUACUAACAAUCUUUUAUGAAGCGUUCAAUGCAGUUUAACAGUUCAGAAAAUUUGACAGUUUAUUUCUGUGAUCAGAACAUUUGUGAGACACUCAGCCAAACAUAAUAAUUCUCAGCCUUUGGCAACAGCUGCACUCCACAUCCUGAGCUCCGUAUUUCUGUUUCCCUGCAGGAGGCGAUGCGUACAGCUCAGGAGAUGGAGGCCAAGCUGGAGAAGGAGGAGGAGGUGUGCAACGAGACGAUGAAGUCUCUGUGGGAGGAGUGUAAGCCCUGUCUGAAGAACACCUGUGUUAAAUAUUACUCCAGGACAUGCAGCAGUGGAUCUGGGAUGGUGGGACGACAGGUCAGACCAGCAAAGUCACGCACACACCCACACACACUUUAUUCAUACAGAAGAAUUUGUACCUAUACAAACUCUCAUCUUUGAAAAAUAUCAAAUACUUUUGACUAUAGCUUUGUAAAAUGUGAAAUGUAACUUUUUAUAGUGGCACAGAUUCUCCAGAAAAGAUCCAAAUAAACCCAUGAAUCCUCGUCAGAACAUGGAUUUAACACUGUUUUUGCCGCUUUCUUGCUCAUCCUCUGUAUAAAUGUGUCAGUAGUCACAUUUAGUUUUUCAGAUUUGUUUUUCUCAUACCUGCAGCUGGAGGAGGUUUUGAACAGAACGUCUCCUUUCUCCAUCUGGAUCAACGGAGAGAAGUUAGACUUCCUGGAGAGAGAGGGACAACGUCAGAGCAAGGAGUUCAAGAACCUGGAGGAAAAAUACACAGAGAUGGCCGACGGUGUGGAUAGCAUAUUUACUGACAGCAUGAAGGUACUGUUUCUUUUUACACGCUGGCUGGAGAUGCUUAGACAUGUGGACUCAAGUAGCAGCAUGACUCCUCAUGGACCAUCUUCUCAUGAUGAAUCUCAUUUUCCUGUAAAUGUGUUUGUUGUUUUAUCUCAGGUGGAGGAUCACAUCCACUACAGCCCUCCAGUCUUCUUCCUCAGUCCGUUUGCUCGCCACAGCAGAAGCAUCCGCUCUCUUUUCCGUGAUCCUUUCCAUGGUUUCCAGAAUCUGUUCUCCCCGAUGAUGGGCAUGGGCAGAAACUUCUUCAGCUCCAUGGGCUCCGUGAUGGACUUCGACACAGACAUGACUCCUAAUGAGGGUACAUUUUUAUCGCUUUGAUGCUGGUGGUCUCGUUGGCUUCUGGAGGCCAUAAAAGGCACCAGUACCAGUUUCAGUCUGUUUCCUAGCCAGAUAAAAACUCCUCACACUACACUCGAUUUAAACUCUGUAUUUUGUGUUGUGUCAUAGACGGCGAUGUAAACGAGGACGUGGUCAUCACCAAACCUUUUGGUAACGGACAGAUGACGUGCAGAGAGAUUCGCCGCAACUCAGCUGGCUGCAUCAGGUUCAAAGAUGAGUGCCAGAAAUGUAAAGAUAUUCAACAUAUUGGUAAGUGGGUUAUUUUUUCCUUACAUUUUAUGACUCAAAAAUGUAAACAACGAUGUUAGAGCUUUGGAAUAACUGGUAUGAUGGAAUAGUACAGGUAGAGCUUUAAGAAGAUGGGAAACUGAAACUGGUGUGAAGUCAAGAGACAUGAGGAACAUUCUCUGCAGGGGAAAAUACUAUACUUUCAUAAGAAAUACAGUAUAAUGAAACUAAAUUAUUCCUAAUUUAAAAUAGUAAGAAUUUGGAUAAAUCACUCUACUAUUUAUUGAGGUAAUAUGAUUUUCUAAAGAGGGAUCAGAUAUUUGUUGUCUUCUUUCCAAAUGUAUUUAUUUUAAUAAACUAGAUAAUUAUUAAUAAAGUAAGCAACAGUAAAGCAGUGCUUAUGCAUUGCAACAACUAUAAAGCAACAAAAUUUGUAUAAAUUCAUAAUUUUUAACAGCAAAAGCAAGCUAGUUUUAUUAGUCUUGUUCAUGACCUCUUGUAGUAUCCCACCUGCAGUACCUUUGUAAUCCAUCAGGGGGCCACAAGCUACACAUAAAGAUUUGCUGGUCUAAACUCAUGAUUUGAAGAGUCAGAGGGACGCUUCCUUUUUUUUGAUAUGACAAUGAACACGUUUAUAAAUGUUUUUGGUCCUCUGAGAGACAAUAGAGAUAUUAAAAAAGAAUGAAUUUUUAUAAUGGUUAAACUAAUUUUGUCAUUUACUAAGCAGUUUUUGAGGCACAAAGGCAUUUAUUUGAAAAGUGUGAGAAGUUAAAAGUGAAGAAAGUCUGACUAUGUCUAGUCAGUCUAUGUAAUGACCCUUUUUUGUCCUUUUCCAAUUUUACUCUGGAUGUCAAAUCAAACAAUAAAAGUUGUCUUUCCAUCAUUAAAGGCCACUUAAAUGAAUAUUUUUAACUUCACUCGUGCUCCCAAGUGAUUACAUUCCUCCUCUGAACCUGUUUUCUGCUCAGACUGCUCUGGAAAGCGACCUCUGGAGGGUCCACUAAAGGAGGAGCUGGAGACAGCGCUGGCUAUGACUGAGCGCUUCACACAGCAGUACAACAAGCUCCUGAGGAGGUUUGAGGAGAAAAUGUUUAACACCUCCUCCAUCCUGGAAAUGCUCAACAGACAGUUUGGCUGGGUGUCAGCUCUGGCAAACAGCACCAAAGACGACAUUUUUAAGAUUCAAGGAGUACGUAGACCUGCAAGUGUCCUGAUUUAUUGUUCAACUCCUUCACUGCAGCUUUACACCUUUUUUCAUCUGUCUAAAAUCAAACUAGCCCAUUUUUCUUGUCUGUGAUGAAGUUUAUAAGAUGCUGGAAGAGACAGUGAUGGAGAUAUAAUCUUUAACAUUAUGUACAGUAAUAGAGUACUAACAGAUAUGAGAUCAACCUGUAAUAUAUAUAGAAUAAAAGUCAUUUUGCGACAUAGAGAGCGUAGAAAAUGAUAGCAAAAGUAGAAAUUGAGACAAAAACUUGUUAAAGAGAAGCAGAGAGAAAAAGUCACAUUUUAAGGUAAAGACACUGGACAGAAAAAAUUGAAAUGAUUAAAACAAAAGUUAGCAGUGGAGUUUAACUGGAGACUGUCCUGUAUUCCAGGUGAUCUGCAGGGACUCUGAAGAGAAACCAGGCGAGACAGAGAAGGAGCCCGAAGAGACAAAGGUGUCUGUGAAGCUCUUCGACUCUCCACCCAUGAACUUCACAGUGCCGGGCGACAUCCCCUGGACCGACCCCAAGUUUUCUGAGGUGGUGGCCCAGGAGGCUCUGGACCGCUACAAGGAAACCAGUGUGUGAGUGUUAAGCAGGGCUAUGAGAAGUUAGAAAAAUACAGGAGAGAGAAUACAAAGAGUCAAGAUUAGAGGACUGGUAAUACAAUUUACAUAAAAAAGAUAGAUUGUGUGCAAUUAACUUGUUUUUCCUCUUUUGCUUUCAGAGUGCUGAAGUAAGUCAGAUUCAUGCCCCAUCCUGCUGACAAGAGAAUGUUCUGGAGCCAUCAGAAAUCACCUUAAACCUAUCGCAUCUGGAAAACCGCCACCUCUCUGAGUCCUGCUUUUGCUAUCAAAUUAGAAAAACACAGUUUUACCUCAGAGGUUUCGUGGUUACAUUAGAGCUCUUUGUCCUGCUUAAUGAGAACAUUUCACUGCAUAUAAAUUAAAGAAAACCUCCUUGUGUUUAGACUCCAAUAGGAGGCCUGAUGUGAGCUGGCUUCAUAGCACUUGAUAAAUCACGUGUAAGUUUCCAUUAAAAUUAAGAUUUUUUGAGGCGUUUUUCAGCCUUUCUAACAGGUUAAGAUUGAACUAAUGUUUUCUCAAAGGCUCCGUCAGUGACUUUAGUGACCUGAACUCCCCUUCCACAGAUCUCUGAUAGUGUUAUCUGAGUUGGUUGAAGUGGUUUAUUGCUGGAGUUAAACUCACUGAUGUAGCGAUUACACUGGGGCAGUAGGAGUAGAUUUUAUUCAGGAUUGCUUUAAGCCGCUCUGUGCAGCAGCCUAGUGAUGAAGCAACACUUAGAGAUCGAAUAAAACUGAUCAAACCCACUCACUGUCUGUGUCAUCUUUACUCUCUUGAGUUUUAAGCAAUCUUAACUUUGCUUUUUGAACUGUAUCAAAAAAAAGUUUUUGUUUACUUUCUUUACAUUUUUACAGACUGAUCCUUCAACUACACUACUUGUUCCUUGUUUUGCAGGAUUUCUUAUCAGCUAAAUUCUUACCAUUUCUUUAAAUUUGAGAUUAUAUUUAAUUUUAUAUUAUCAGUAUGUGACUGGGUACUUUUUUCGCAAAAGAUUCCUAAGAAAUAACCUUCAAAAAAUUACAAAUUAAAUUAAAAUAAGUUUUUUUUUUUUUUUUACAUUGCCAGAGAAGCUGAUGCAUAAUUACUGUGAAGUGCUUUCUGUAAACUUGAGAACACUCUCUAAGCCCCUGAAAAAGCGAAUUACCUGUCUCACAUAAAAUAUUACUGCUGCAAUGACAAAUUUCACAUAGUAUAAAUAAAAAAAGAUGUCA